AUGGCGUGCCCUCAUGCAACAAGAGCAGCAGCUUACGUUAAAACAUACCAUCCAGAUUGGUCUCCUUCUGCUAUAAAGUCUGCUCUUAUGACCACUGCUUUCGCUAUUAACAAUACGAAAAAUUCUGAUGCUGAAUUUGCUUAUGGGUCUGGUCAAAUUGAUCCGGUGAAGGCUCUAAAUCCUGGUCUAGUUUAUGAUGCACAUGCAGAUGACUACGUCCAAUAUUUAUGUGGUAUGGGUUACGACUCGUCCAAAGUGAAGCUCAUUACAAACAGUACCUGUCCCGGCGGAAGAACUACACCCCAUCAACCUAGGAAUCUGAAUUAUCCUUCAUUUGGUGCUCAUGUCGAAGAGGGAAAAAAGAUCAACUUAAAGUUUACAAGAACUGUGACCAACGUAGACACCACAAGUUCAACGUAUAAGAUGAAGAUUACAUCGGAUGACAGAAUUACGGUUGCAGUGGAACCUCAAGUUCUUUCUUUCAAGUCAUUGAACGAAAAACAGUCUUUUGUUGUAAGUGUUGUUGGAGAUGGAUUGGGUUUUGAUGAAAUGGCAACUGCAUCACUGGUGUGGUCUGAUGAGGUUCACAAUUUGAGAAGUCCUAUUGUUGUAUAUUCACAGUCUAUACUCUAA
Molecule: messenger RNA, 633 nt
Organism: Papaver somniferum (opium poppy)
Lineage: Eukaryota; Viridiplantae; Streptophyta; Magnoliopsida; Ranunculales; Papaveraceae
Product: subtilisin-like protease SBT4.4
Exons: 1
Coding region: 1-633 (210 amino acids)
Biological process (GO): proteolysis
Molecular function (GO): serine-type endopeptidase activity
Source: RefSeq, a predicted model, not a curated record